Molecule: messenger RNA, 2463 nt
Organism: Amaranthus tricolor (Joseph's coat)
Lineage: Eukaryota; Viridiplantae; Streptophyta; Magnoliopsida; Caryophyllales; Amaranthaceae
Product: G-type lectin S-receptor-like serine/threonine-protein kinase At2g19130
Exons: 1
Coding region: 1-2463 (820 amino acids)
Biological process (GO): protein phosphorylation; recognition of pollen
Molecular function (GO): protein serine/threonine kinase activity; ATP binding
Source: RefSeq, a predicted model, not a curated record
AUGAAUGAAAAAAAAUGGUUGUUAGCUCUUCAUUUUGCUUCAUUUUAUGCAUUCUACCUGUUAAUUUCUUCAUGUCUUGCAGCUGAUACCAUUCCUGCAAAUGGGUAUCUUACAGGGAAUCAAACAAUUAUCUCAGCUAAUGGGCAGUUUGAGCUAGGCUUCUUCAAACCAGGUAAAACACCCAAGUACUAUAUAGGCAUAUGGUACAAGAAAAUCCCUGGUCAAAUUGUUAUUUGGGUUGCUAAUAGAGAUAAUCCUGCUUCUAAUAAACAUAAAUCCAAGCUAAGAUUGUUAAAUGAUGGUAAUUUAGUUCUUGUUUGUAAUGGGUGUAAAUCACCCAUUUGGUUCACAAACAUGAACUACAGAUCAUCGAAACCCAUCAGAGUGACCCUAUUAGACGAUGGAAACCUUGUUCUGAGAGACAAUUCUAAUUUGAAUCCCCCCCUUUGGCAAAGUUUUGAGCAUCCAACUAAUACGUUUAUGCCCGGUAGUAAGUUUGGAGUAAACAAACUAACAAAAUCGAGCAUAUCUUUCACUUCUUGGAAGAACUCAGAGGAUCCUGGAACCGGGUUUUAUACUUAUGAGCAUGAUCCUAAUGCUGAUCAACUUAUCAUGCUUUGGAACAAAACCGAGCAGUAUUGGAAUAGUGGUUUGUGGAUUCCCGAACAAAAUAUUUUUAGUAAAGUUCCUGAACGAAGGUUUACGCCAUGGCAAGUUAGCUUCGACUAUGUUGAUAAUGAGAACGAGAGUUAUAUAACUUUUUCAGUUCAUGACACUUCACUUGUUACAAGGUUUGUCAUGGAUGUUUCGGGACAAUUCAGGGAUUAUAACUGGAAGAAAGACACCCAGGAAUGGAUUCUGCUGUAUUCACAGCCCGGACAGCAGUGUGAAGUUUAUUCAUACUGUGGUGUUUUUGCUGUUUGUGACCAAUCAUCUAUGCCUUACUGUAAUUGCUUGCAAGGGUUCAAGCCGAAUUCAGAAAUCGAGUGGGAUUUGAAGGAUUAUUCGAGGGGGUGUGCUAGAAAAGCCGGAUUAUCAUGCAAGGGCGGUAAAGAUGGAGAUAAGUUUGUGUCAAAUCCCGGUAAAGUACUACCACAGAAUCCACAUUCUAUCUUAGCUUCUACUAGAGUAGAAUGUGAAUCUGCUUGUUUAAGCAAUUGUUCGUGCUCUGCGUAUGCUUUCGAUGAUGAUGGUUGUUUCGUUUGGUUUUCGGAGCUGUUGAACAUGAGGCGACUUUCUGAUAGUAGCGGAAAAACUCUCUUCAUUAGAGUUGCUGCUUCGGAAGUCCAAACACGCGGGGAUAAGAAAUUAGUCGUUGGGAUCUCUGUAGGCCUGGUUGUGGGACUGGUUGCUCUGUUUGGCCUUGUUUUUGGUGUUUAUUGGAGAGGGAAAAGGCGAUUACUCGUAGCUGUGAAAACGAUGGAGCACUCUUUGGCGCGAUUUGGGUAUAAAGAUUUGCAAUCUGCUACUAGUAAUUUCUGUCACCAACUCGGAAGUGGGGGUUUUGGAUCUGUUUUCAAAGGGAUAUUGCCAGACUCGACAGUAGUAGCAGUGAAGAAGCUCGAGAGUGUUAACAAUACUCAAGGGGAGAAGCAAUUCAGAGCAGAAGUUAGUGCAAUCGGGACAGUUCAACACAUUAAUCUUGUUCGCCUUCAUGGGUUUUGCUCAGAAGGGUCUAAGAAACUCUUGGUUUACGAGUAUAUGCCAAAUGGAUCGUUAAACACACAUCUUUUUCAAAGAGAAAACUCGAAGAUUUUAGGGUGGGAUGUGAGGUAUCAAAUAGCAGUCGGAAUAGCAAGGGGAUUAGCUUACCUACACGAAAAAUGCAGGGAUUGCAUCAUUCACUGUGACAUUAAGCCAGAAAAUGUUCUUUUGGAUGCAAAUUUUCGUCCAAAAGUCGCAGAUUUUGGAUUAGCGAAGCUAGUAGGAAGAGAGUUCAGUCGUGUUUUAACCACAAUCAGAGGUACACGAGGCUACCUGGCACCAGAAUGGAUUUCAGGAGAGGCAAUAACAGCAAAAGCCGAUGUUUAUAGCUAUGGGAUGAUGCUGUUCGAGCUCGUUUCGGGCAGAAGAAACAUAUAUGAAGCAAGUGAUGGAAGGUUAGAAUUCUUCCCGACUUGGGCUAUGAGCACAAUUAUUAGGGAAGACGAUGUUUUAAGUAUUAUAGAUCCUCGAUUAGAUGGAGUCGCUGAAAAAGAAGAAGUUAUGAGAAUUUGCAAACUUGCAUGUUGGUGCAUCCAAGACAACGAAAAUCAAAGACCAUCGAUGGGGCAAGCGGUUCAAGUUCUUGAACGAUUUUUGGAUAUUGAGAUCCCUCCGAUCCCACAAUCUCUACAAGUAUUUGCGGAUAAUGGAGGAAGUCUUCGGUUUUUCACAGAACUUUCAUCAAACCAGUAUUCUACAGAAGACACUGUCUAUGCAUCAGCUAGUUCAGUAAACCACAAUACACCCAUGUCCAUAUAA